AUGCCUCGAAGCGUUGCUGCCAAUUCGCAUUUCAUUUUGAAUGCCAAAGCGAAGAGCAUCAUUGAAACGUAUCAUGAGAGCUCGGAUGAAGAAGAUGCCGGAAUGGUUACACGAAGACAAGCUAAACAGGAUUUGAUGUUUACAAAAUCGAAAAACCAAAAAGAUGUAAAUCAACAAAUUAUUGAUGCCUUUAUUGAGAAACAUCCCGAAAUUGCUGUGGCCAAUAGACAAAAGUUGGAACAACAAUCAUCCACUGAUGGAAAUGAUAUUGAAGAUUCCGUACAUUCCAUACAGAAGAAGAUUAAAAAAUUAAAGAAGAAACUUGAACAAAUCGAGAAGGAGGAGGAAAAACUUGAAAAUGCCGAUACCUCAUUAGGACAAGAAAAUGAACAACGUUCCAAAAAGAAGAGAAUUCUGAAAGAAAUUUCACUCCUCAAAGAAAAACUUAUUGUGAAAAAUUCUCAACUCAAGAGAAAGAAGAACCAAGAAUUCAGAGAGGGAAAGGAAGAGGAAGAAAAAGCAAAACAACUCAUUGUGAAAACCGUUGUGGAUGUCAAACAAAAGCCAAGUCAAGACGAAGAGCAAGAAAAUUCCAAUAUUGCUUUGAAUGGAAUGGAUAUUAGCGACGAUCAUCAUGCCGAGGAGGAAGAGGCAGAACAAAACUCGGCCAACGGAGAGUCAAAUGAAGAAGGAAGCUCAACAACAAGUACCAAUAAUCCUAUCACUUCUACUAAUACUAUCACCAAUAUGGAUGCAUCAAAAUCGACCAUUAUCAAGCCUGCUACUGAAAAAUCAUCCAAGGCAAGCUUAGAGUCAUCCAAGCAACAGCAACACAAUUCCUCCCUUCCAAAAAAGAAGGUCUUGGUUGAAUAUGUUCCUCCAUACACUAGAAAGAACUACACCGUUACGAUAGCCAUCCCAGGCUGCAUUCUGGACUCAAACAUGUCGGACGAACAAAAAACUCUCAUUUGUACCUCUAUUGCAAGAGCUUGCACAUGUUUCAAAGUCAAUGAAAUUAUCAUCUACAAUGAAAAGGGAGAUUUACUCGAUACCUCAAACUUUUUACCAAAUAUUGAACCUCCUGUAGUGACAGAAAUGAAGGAAAAAGCAAAAUAUGGAGAGUCAAAAAAGAAAAAGCAAAAGCAAGAGGACUACAUUUCACUUGCCAUCGAUAAGCAUGUGUAUUUGGCGAACAUGUUAUAUUUUUUGGAGACACCACCUUAUUUGCGAGAAAAGCUCAUUCCAAAACUGAAAAUGUUGAAAACAGCCAUGUCCAUGCCACAAGACAUUCUCGAUAGUUCUCAUCAUUUAAAUGCCAUGGAAAUGUCACAUCCCUACAGGGAGGGCCUCGUAUUGGAAGAGGGCAAUCUUGUAUAUGUUGGCCACUCAAAAUUGGUAAAGCUGAAAAAAGCUGUACCACCUGGUUUGAGAGUCACUGUGGAAAUUUAUAACACACAACAAGGAUAUCAUGAGGGAAGAAUUGUGAGCUCAGAAACUCCUAAACAAAAGAAAGGUCUCUACUGGGGCUACAAUGUUCGUCUUGCGUCAUGUUUUAGCGAAAUUUUCACUCAAUCACCCUAUAAGGAAGGUUACGAUAUGAUUGUGACACACGCUGAGUUUGGUAAAAGCAUUGACGCAAAGGAUUAUGACUUGCCAAGCUUUAAGCACCUGUUAAUUGUUUUGGGAGGAAUGCAUAUCAUUUCGGAUGCCAUUCAAAACGAUGUGAAUAUUGUCAAAAACUACAACUCUAGAAAUUUAUUUGAUCAAAUUAUUAACUUGUGCCCAAAUAAUGGUUUACGGUCUAUGAGAAUUGAGGAUGUGUUGACUCUUGGAUUGGGAGCACUUCGAAAGAAAAUUGAUUUUAAUCUUCCCCCAGCUGAGGUGCCUCAAAAAGAUUUAUCGAAUUUCUUUGUGUCCAAAUAA
Messenger RNA from Naegleria fowleri, 1923 nucleotides. RefSeq lists its product as uncharacterized. The transcript has a single exon. The record is from RefSeq and is a predicted model, not a curated record. The coding region runs from base 1 to 1923 and encodes 640 amino acids. NCBI's taxonomy places the organism in Eukaryota, Heterolobosea, Eutetramitea, Acrasida, Naegleriidae.